AUGAUGUUCCUACCCUUUUCCCCUCCCCCCUCCACCUCUCUCUUCCCUGUUUUCCUUUUACUCCUCCUUUUCCUCCCUCCAUCCCUUGUCUCCUCUUCCCUUUCCCACACCCCAUUGAGCUGGACUUCGCCUCAUGACCCCUGCUACCACCUAGACGGCCGCCCGCGACACUGCCUGUCGGAGUUCAUCAACGCUGCCUAUGGGGUCCCGGUCAAUGCCAGUCACUCACUACCAGUGCCUGAUUAUGACAGCAACAUCACCACCUUGACAGACCUCCACAACCCUCAUAACCUCACCUGCUGGAUUUCUCACAGAGGCACUGACACCGGGGAAUGGGUCCUCACCGUACCACUGGGCCGUCGCUUUGAGAUCACCUACAUAAGUUUACAGUUCUGCCACCAGGGGGAACCUUCAGAUCCCAUCUCCAUCUCCAUCCUCAAGUCAAUGGACUACGGGCGCACCUGGAGGCCGAUGCAGCACUACUCCAGUGACUGCCUCGGAAACUUUGGGCUGCCCUCCCAAACAGUGGCCCAGACCAGGCAUCAAGAGACGGAGCCUCUCUGCUCAGACCCCCGACCCCUGCAAAAGCAGAGGGGCGGAAUGGUGCUGGCGUUCUCUACCCUGGAUGGACGACCAUCCUCUCCCGAUUUUGACCACAGCCCCACUCUCCAGGACUGGGUGACGGCCACAGACAUUCGUGUGAUCUUCCAUCAGGUGUCCAAAGUCGUCAAGGUAAAAGGUAAGAAGGAAGGAGCACGACAGCAGGAUGGUAGAGAAGAUGACAGAGGGACUGGGCUUCUGAGGUGGAGAUCAGGCUACAAGGGCCACACUGGAGAACAGGUCAACAAGUUAAACACAGAUAAUACACUGGCAUUUUUUGACAGGGAGACAAAAAACUCAGAGAUAAGGGGGAGGAACAAAGGAGAGAGAGGAAGGAAGGGCCAUAAUAAAGGGUCCAGUCAAGAGGAAGAUGGACACAACGUGACCAGCAAAGAUGGGGGGGGUAGUUUUGGUACGGACAUGCUCCAUUAUUCAAAGAAAGGCGGAAAAGGUAGAGGGCAUGGCCAUAAGAAGGAUAACAAUCAUUGGCUCCCUUGCCCCAAUGGCAGCUGUAGUUGGACAGUGGAGGGGCGGGGCAUGAGCAACAAAGGACGGGAACUGAGGAAGAGGAGGAAUAAUAAUCUCAACAUGAGACAAAGUGCCAGGAAUCUGCAGGUGGCUGCGCCCUCCUCCGUCACCUCUCCUGUCCGAGCUCCCCUGGCCCUCUCGGACCUGCAGGUUGGAGGCAGGUGUAAAUGCAACGGACACGCCUCCAGGUGUCGCCGUGACGACACAGGCCGGGCAGUAUGUGUGUGUGAGCAUCACACGGCAGGGCCAGACUGUGAUAUGUGUGAGGAUUUCUACUUUGACAGACCGUGGCAUCGAGCGACACCCACACACCCAAACCCCUGUGUCGCCUGCGAGUGUAACGGCCAUUCAAACAAGUGCCGCUUCAGCAUGGAGGUGUUUCAGCAGUCGGGCCGACGCAGCGGAGGCGUGUGUCAGAAGUGUCGCCACCACACGGCUGGGCGCCACUGCCAGUAUUGCCAGAAUGGAUAUACCCGCGACCACGGCAAGCCGCUGAACCACCGCAAGGCCUGCCAACCAUGUCAGUGCCACCCUUUGGGAGCAGUAGGUCGCUGGUGCAACCAGACAUCAGGUCAGUGUCUGUGUCGAGAAGGGGUGACCGGCCUCAGGUGCAAUCGCUGUGCCCCGGGAUACAAACAGGGCAAGUCCCCUCUACGGCCCUGCAUACGAAUUCAAGAGGUCGCUCCGACCCCGGUGUACCAACCUCAAUACAGCAUAGCGGAGGAGUGUGUUUCAUAUUGCCAGCCGUCUCAAGUUAAAGUAAGGAUGAACUUGGAGACCUAUUGUCUCAAGGACUACGUGCUGAAGGUGCAGGUGAGAGGGAUGGAGCGUUCAGGUCCAUGGUGGCAGUUCUCCAUCUCAGUCCAAACCGUCUUCCGCACAGGGUCCACCUCCCGCGUUCGCAAGGGCCCCCACUCCCUCUGGGUCCCCGACCGUGACCUCAGCUGCGGCUGCCCCGCCCUCCACGUGGGUCGGACUUUCCUCCUGAUUGGCGCAGAGGAAGGAGAGCGGGGCUGGGGCCCGGAGGAGAGUCGCCUGGUGGCGGACCGCUCUACUCUGGCCCUCCAGUGGCGGGAACACUGGAGCCCCAAACUCAGGGGCUUCCGGGGGCAGGACAGGAGGGGCCGCUGCCCUCCGAAAUCCCCCAACAACCACCACAGUGCGCACUCAAAAUCCCAGUCUGGGUACAUCCCCCCUCACCUGCUGACUGAGAAAGACACUGACAGUGUGAACACACACUCUGUAAAAGCGGACAAAACUCAAACUUUAAUAGAGCCACACACACACUCUUACUUAGAGGGCAAGGUUAAAUCCACUGGGGCGACCCCCUCGUCCACUACACCUGCUCUGGUGUGUUCCACUCAAGGCCCUGAAUAA
Molecule: messenger RNA, 2505 nt
Organism: Xiphias gladius (swordfish)
Lineage: Eukaryota; Metazoa; Chordata; Actinopteri; Istiophoriformes; Xiphiidae
Gene: ntn5
Product: netrin 5
Exons: 6
Coding region: 1-2505 (834 amino acids)
Molecular function (GO): protein binding
Source: RefSeq, a predicted model, not a curated record